Messenger RNA from Salvelinus fontinalis (brook trout), 966 nucleotides. RefSeq names its product tetraspanin-13-like. The record is from RefSeq and is a predicted model, not a curated record. Bases 203 to 754 code for a protein of 183 amino acids. Gene Ontology annotation, cellular component: membrane. Lineage: Eukaryota; Metazoa; Chordata; Actinopteri; Salmoniformes; Salmonidae. The transcript has 6 exons.
AGGGUUUGACCCGGGUAGACCGUCAUUGUCAACAAUAAUUUGUUCUUAGCUGACUUGCCUAGUUAAAUAAAUGAUAAAUAAAUAAACAUGCACAGUAUCUGAGAAUUAAAAUAACACCUUGGUAAUCACUUGGCUCAGCCAUCACACCAUGUUUUUGCGAUAUUUGCAUAUGUGAAGGCAUAAUUUCAAGACGACCAAUCAGAUGGUGAGCUUGCUGCUGAUUGGAGUAGCUGCUUGGGGGAAAUGGUUUGGCCUGGUCUCCAGUUUUCGGGUGGUGGCUGGAAUCAUUGGUGUGGGCAUCUUCCUGUUAUUUGUGGCCUUCGUGGGCCUCUGUGGUGCCCUGAAGCACCACCAGGUCCUGCUGUUCUUUUACAUGAUUAUCCUGUUCCUGGUGUUCAUGGUGCAGCUGUCAGUGUCUGCCGCAUGUCUGGCUAUCAAUAAAGAGCAGCAGAAAGAACUCCUAGAGGUGGGCUGGAACAAGUCCGAGGCCACUCAGAAGGAUGUGGAGAAAACUCUAAACUGCUGUGGCUUCUUCCAUCCAAACUAUAAUGGCACCUGUGACGCGGACUGUUUCUCCAACCCAUUAUCCUGCAACCCUUGUGGUCCAAUCAUCCAAAGUCAUGCUGAGGAGGUUUUACGCUUUGUGGGUGGGAUUGGAUGCUUCUUCAGCUUCACAGAGAUCCUGGGAGUGUGGCUAACACACAGAUACAGAAAUCAGAAGGAUUCCCGUCUGAACUCUGGUGCAUUUCUGUAACUAGCCUGUUCAUAAACUCAACUUUGCACUGUCAUGCAUUUGUAUUUAGAUCCUGUGUGACUUUUAUCUUACGAUUAUGUUUCCUAUUAGGAUAUUUUCAUUGCUGUGAUAAUAUAACUAUGCGUUGAUAUCUAAUACGAUUGUCUGUUUUCCGACAAAGUUUGUGAAAAACAAUUCCAAUCAAUUUAAAUCUUGAGUGAUGGACACUGAAA